Molecule: messenger RNA, 1775 nt
Organism: Liolophura sinensis
Lineage: Eukaryota; Metazoa; Mollusca; Polyplacophora; Chitonida; Chitonidae
Exons: 4
Coding region: 18-1775 (585 amino acids)
Source: RefSeq, a predicted model, not a curated record
UCAUACGUGGUGGUAAAAUGGUUCCACUUUAUGCCCCUUGGUUCGUUCUGCUCGCCAUCUUAAUGCAGCUGGUUCCCAGUUCUGCCUACCCCAUAACAGCCUCGUGGUUUCGGGACAGAUACAGCCGCGAAGAAUGGGCCCAGGCUUUGGACAGUUAUCAGAAGUUUGGAGCUGACUCAAUAUGGCAGCGAGCUCCCCCAAUCAUUAAACGGACCGAAGGCGAGCUCAGUCGUAACCCUAACUUCGUUUGGUGUGGAAGUACGAAAAGCGCGACGAAGGUGACAGGAACGCGCUGCUGGGAAGAAGCGCGUUCAGAGUUAUCUUCCCUUGGUUUGAAAGUGAGCGGUUUUCUGACGUAUGAGUAUGAAGAAGACUUCGGCAAGGAUGUUAUGCUCUGUCCUAAAUAUGAUCGCCGCCUCAACAGCUCAAGGAUAUAUUAUAGGAUUGUUUUACCGACAACUCGACCAAGAACACCAUGCGAUUUUCCACAGGGAUCAGAGGUUUAUGUACUUUUCACAACAUUUUCUGGAACCGAUUCCCACUCUUUGUUGCUAGAGGGCGCUUAUAAUAGGAGCAUGAAUGUCUACUUUGGACUUCCGGCUUUUCCAGUUGACAGUGGUGGAGGUUUUGAUACAACACUGACAGAUGUCUAUUUCGCAUGGGUUGACCGAAUACUCUUCGAACAUAAGCAAAGGUAUUCACGGCUGACUUCGAGAGAAAUCAGUCUGUAUUCGACGCUGAAAGGAUAUUAUUCCACGGAUGAAGUCUGUUUAGCCCAAGUUACACCGGGUUCCAAAAAACAGAGGAAUCUAGCGGGGUUUUACUUAAAUUUGUACAAAAACCUUGGGCAAAUGAUCAGACGCUAUCAAAAGGAAUUCGUCUUGUCGCCCUUUAUAGACCUCAAUCUUUCCGAGUUGAACGCUACUGUUUCUGAUCAUGUCCGUGGUUUCACCGCCAUUGCCAAUCUGGGUGUGGUUGACGUCAUAGCUGUGCAGGAGGGAAGAGGCGCGGGCAAAGGCUGCUAUUUUUGGGACACUCAAAUCGAUCUUCCAGUAAAAACAGUUGACCCUAUGCUUUAUGAAAUCCUCCGCUACCGACAACCUACAAUCAGCCCUGGGGUCACAUACAGACAGGCGUUCUCGGCCAGCAACCAGCAGGUUUUUCGUGCCUUCGGUACAGCUCACGAUUUACUUGUAAAGCAAGGCGUCCCGUUUGAAUUUUGGCUGAAUGUAGAAGCGUUCGAGUAUGUUCGGGAUGACCCGUGUCUUCCUGUCGACCCCUCGGCUUCGGGUAUGGGAGAGUUACUGGAGAGGACGAGCAAAUCCCGGGUUGACCGUGCGAUCACUGUGGCUGGGGCGGACGUCCAGAAAAUCAUCAGUUUCUCUUGGGAUGCAGAUUACUUGUGUGUGACAAGAAAAUACAACAAAUCUUUGGCUAGUGAAAUCAUUGCCGAUAAAGAAAGACCAAUCAUAUCAAACUGCUCUUUUCAUUCACCUUAUAAUCUGUCAGUGGUUGUGUUGGGUUACAAUUUGGAUGGAGAAACACAAUCGUUCAAGAUAAAGUGGACGGACACAAGCGGGCGAAAUAGAACCGAUACAUUAUACGGUUAUUAUUUCGAAUUGGAUUACGGCGAGAGGAAUGACAGAGUAACCUCCCUUCAAUAUGUCAUGCUGUGGGACACGUACGAUUGGCAGGAGGUACGCCCCAAAGGCCACGUGACUGUUCAAGCAGCAGGGGCGUACAAUGACUGUAUCUACUCAUAUGAUUAUUCAUGA